UUAUUAUAUGUGAAUUUGAUAAUUUUAUUCUCUUUCACUCACUCAGAUCUACUCCUUAAAUGUAAUUUACAUUUCUCAUUCAUUCAUACAGAGAGAAAGAGAAAGAGAAAGAGAGAGAGAGAGAGAGAGAGAGAGAGAGGGGUCACUAUUAUAUUAUUCAAGUCUUCUAUCUAAGAAGGGAGUGUGAAUUUCGUGAACCAGACGGUGUUCUUCAUCGAGGUGUGCUUCUCUGAUCUGGGUUUGGAUCGAUAAUGAAAAGUUCCCGUUUUCGAAUCUCUGUUUCCAUUGGAGUUUAGGUGGUAAACGAAAAUUGAAGAGAAAAGGGAAACAAAAGUAACUUUUGUUGCUCAAUCUCUCGAUCAUCAUCUCUUUCAGUCAGGUUGAAAAAUGUCUACUAGGCCUCUUCAUCGAGGUUCAUCUGGUGGUGGGCAUUUCUCCUUGAACAGCCAUGAUUUCUGGGAUGAUGAUUCUCAGAAGAAAGACAAAACAGAGAAGGAUGAUAUAGAUACCCAAUCCUAUCUAUCUUUCAGAUUCCCAUUCCAGUUUCUUUUUCAAGACAAUUCAUCUCCCAAACGAAAACAACAACAACAACACAGUCUUGUCGAAAAUGGUUUUGCAGCAUCGAAUCCUACAGACACCCCUUUAAAUAUGAGAAACCGUCACAAAUUGAUCAUGUUUCUGUUUAAAUUUGCCUUAGCUUCGAUUGUAGUUGUGGCUCUAACUGUUUCAUUCUGGUUGACAAUUUCGAUAAGAAACAAAUCCAGAGGUUUUGGAAUGUUCCAUGGUUAUAGGAGACUCGAAGAACAGCUCAAAUCGGAUCUACAGGAUAUUGGAGAGCUGUCUCUAGGUUCUCCAAGGUCGAAAGAAUUGGAAUUCUGUCCUGAAGAGUUUGAAAAUCAUGUCCCAUGCUACAACAUUUCAGAUGAACAAAACAUCGACAGACAUUGUAGCCAGCGAACACCUCUCAACUGCUUGAUUCGUCCGCCAAUCAAUUAUCAGAUUCCUCUUAGAUGGCCAACUGGAAAAGAUGUUAUUUGGUUUGCAAAUGUCAAGAUUACUGCACAGGAGGUACUAUCCUCUGGAAGCAUGACAAAAAGGAUGAUGAUGUUGGAAGAAAGGCAGAUAUCUUUCCGUUCAUCCCUCACGUUUGAUGGUAUUGAAGACUAUUCUCAUCAAAUAGCUGAAAUGAUAGGACUAAGAAAUGAAUCGAAUUUCAUACAAGCCGGAGUUAGAACCAUAUUGGACAUAGGGUGCGGCUAUGGAAGCUUCGGUGCUCAUCUGUUUUCAAAACAUUUAUUAACAAUGUGUGUUGCAAACUAUGAAGCUUCGGGCAGUCAAGUCCAACUGACUCUCGAAAGAGGUCUUCCUGCGAUGGUUGGUUCUCUAAACUCGAAGCAAUUCCCUUUCCCUUCGCUCUCGUAUGACAUGGUUCAUUGUGCACGAUGUGGAGUUGACUGGGAUCAAAGAGACGGUAUUAUGCUGAUAGAGGUGGAUCGUGUUUUAAGGCCUAAUGGGUAUUUCGUGUUUACGUCGCCGCUAACCAAUAUUCAGGCAUCCGUUCGAAACAAAGUAAAUCAAAAGAGAUGGAAGUUUAUCAGUGAUUUCGUGGAAAAUCUCUGUUGGGAAUUGGUGUCGCAACAAGAUGAAACUGUUGUAUGGAGAAAGAAUAGUAAACCGAGCUGUUCUUCCCGAAAAUCCGGGUCUACAACUGCAAUCUGUAGUAAAUCUCAAGAUGUGGAGUCACCAUACUAUAGGCCAUUACAAUCCUGCAUAGGUGGAACACAUAGUCGAAGAUGGGUACCGAUCGAUGGAAGGCCAGCCACGUCUAGAUUGAAUCCUUCUCAGCUUGAAAUCUAUGGUGUUCAAUCGGAAGAGUAUGGGGAGGACAAAGAACACUGGAGCAGGACUGUUGGAAAUUACUGGUCUCUUCUAUCGCCUUUGAUAUUUUCGGAUCAUCCUAAGAGACCUGGCGAUGAAGAUCCAUCUCCACCUUAUAACAUGCUUAGGAAUGUGAUGGAUAUGAACGCACGUUAUGGCGGUUUCAAUUCUGCUCUAUUGGAAGCUGGUAAAUCCGUAUGGGUAAUGAAUGUGGUUCCUACGAGUGGGCCUAACUAUCUUCCGUUAAUACUUGACAGAGGUUUUGUCGGAGUAUCACACGAUUGGUGCGAACCGUUUCCAAGCUACCCUCGAACGUAUGAUAUGGUGCAUGCGGAGGGACUUUUGACAGUUGAAACUAAUCAGAAGCUAAGUUGUUCAACGCUGGACCUCUUCUUGGAAAUCGACAGAUUACUCAGGCCAGAGGGUUGGGUUAUACUGCGAGAUUCAACAGCUCUGAUUGAAUCAGCGAGAUGGCGUGCAACAAAGUUGAAAUGGGAUGCGCGGGUAGUAGAGAUCGACAGCAAUGGGGAGGAGAAACUACUAGUUUGCCAGAAACCAUUCUUCUCGAGAAAACAAGUGAUCAGCCAGAAAUGAUAUUUUUUUUUGUUGAAGAUAAAUUUGGAUCAAAUAUUGGUUUCAUGGGUAAAAAAUAUGUUUAGCCAUAUUUACAAAAUUCCUAUGGAGCUGCAAGGCAAUUCAUAGGGAGAAAGAUAGAAAUAGAGAAGAUAAUGUGGGCCUCCAUGUAAUUAAUUACUACACAAAGUGAGGUAAUUAGGUUUGGUGACCACUUAGUUAUAGCUUCUUUUUUUUUGUAUAAGAUGAUUUUAUUUAAUGUUAUGAUCCCCCCACCCCUACACCAACUAUAAAAUUCAAUGUUCCAACUUCCACAUACAUUAUUAUAUUUAUUAUAUUUAUGAAUAAGAUGCAUUGUCUUUUCUUCA
Messenger RNA from Impatiens glandulifera, 2819 nucleotides. Its product is annotated as probable pectin methyltransferase QUA2. NCBI's taxonomy places the organism in Eukaryota, Viridiplantae, Streptophyta, Magnoliopsida, Ericales, Balsaminaceae. Gene Ontology annotation, molecular function: methyltransferase activity. The transcript is spliced from 9 exons. The record is from RefSeq and is a predicted model, not a curated record. Gene Ontology annotation, cellular component: cytoplasm. The coding region runs from base 388 to 2472 and encodes 694 amino acids.